AUCGGCCGAGGUGUGCCGAGUGGCAACGUGCCCCAAUCGAAAAUGAAACUAGAAACAUAUUACAUAGCCCUGAUAGGGUUUUCAGUUUUAAUUUUAGCAUAUUCUAGAGACUUAACACUAGAACCGGGACAUUUAAAACCGUUUGGAAUCUCAAAAUCUACCCAGAUAUGUGAUGAAGUUGACAAAUUCCCUCAACCCGAUGUCUUUUUUGGAGAAUAUUUGUUCAAGAAAAGACCCCUUGUAAUGAGAAAUGCAGCUAAACUGUCCCCAGCGUUUAAAACAUGGACGGACGAUUAUUUUCUGCAAGCCAACGAACCAAAGAAUCAUGUGGUGUCGAUUGAAACUGAAAAGAAAGAAAAUCGACAGCAGGAAGUGCGUGAAAUGCCUUUUACUGAAUUUGUAAGCAUUUACAAUACCUCAGGGAUAUACAUGGUGAAUCCUGUGCCAACAUUUAUAAGGAAAGACAUUAUACUUCCUUGCUGUAUGCAGUGUCCAUUCAUUGUGGAAGGAAAACUUGUGGAAAAUAUAAUGUGGUUCAGCAGUGGGGGUACUAAGUCCGUGGUUCACACUGACUCAGUGGACAACGUCAACUGUCUGUACAGGGGAGAGAAGCAGUUCGUAAUGGUUGACCCUGAUAAGUACGGGGACAAGGUAGACAUCGACCAUCCAGAGGGUUCGUACUCAGGAGUUGAUGUGGACAGUGUUGAUUACACCAAGUACCCUGGGCUAGCUGAUGUGGAAUUCUACACCAUCAAUAUAACAGCAGGAGAUUGUCUUUUUAUUCCCUACAAAUGGAUUCAUCAAGUUCGCUCAUUUGGUAGUAACUUAGCUGUUAAUAUUUGGUGGAACCAUUUCAUCCCAAAAGACGUUUCUUUGGAGUCCUGCAACAAGGAGUGUGACCUUGGAAUGACCUUGAAGAGCGUAGAUUUCCGUGGCUUUGACCAGGUCAUGGAGAGUGUUGAUGCCAUUAAAGACCAUGUGUAUGCUCUCAUUUCAAAACUUAACAACUGUGAUUACCCCAAAUUUCUUCAUGGCCUUAUUGGAGAUGAUAUAAAGUUUUUGGAAGAUAACAAAAUCCCUUACGACUCAUUGAUGAAAGAGAUUUUCAAACAGAUGGACGUUGAUAAUAAUGGGUCAAUUCAUGAAGAGGAACUUGACACAAUGGAGGAUCAGAGAUGGGAGCGAGUCCAACAGGUAAUGGAUCAGUUCAGUCAGCUCAUCAAGGACGCCGAGAGCCUGGACAAUGGGGAGUUCAGGUUCAAGGACGAGUUGUAGGCCUGCACAACUACAAGUCCAGGUUCAAAUGUUAGGUGUAGGCUUCUCAAGGGAGGUCACUCAAUCACUCCGUGAUGCAUUCCUUAUUAAUUUCUGUUUGAUUUUUUAUAUUUAUUUUUUACACAUGUAUCUGUUUUAUAGCUUAUACAUAGUCCUUUAAGAAAUCCCAACGCUUUUUAUAUAAAUUAAUUUUUGUUUUAAUUUUGUCAAACCAGAUGAAUUUGAUACGCAGCAUCUACCUAUUUUUACAGCUAGGUACUGCCAUUAGUACAUUUCUUUUACUUACAAGUUACAUGUACAUGUACUGAAAUCCAAACACUGAGUCACAAAGACAGAUGCAAUGGGUAAUUAAAAAAAAAAACCAUUAUUCAUGAAAAUAUCCUUCUUUAAUAUAUAACUGUAAGAUUUGCUGUUGAGAAGAUUUGAUCUUGUAAGAAUGUCUUGUACAUGAACAUACAUUUAUUCAUGUGUAUAUUUCUUUUUUCAUUGUUAUCUUCAAAGAAGAAAGUAAGGCAUUCUGAUUUAUUGUAUUUUAUUUUUUGCUCUGGGUGUUGGAUGUCUCUAGAUUUUUGUGCGACAUUUAUUCAAAGAAUUCAUGAAAAAUAUUUACAACAUACAUGUUUUAUUAAUGUAUUAAAUUAUUUUUUUGAAAUGCUGAUAGCUGACAUUGUAUAAUUUUGUUAAAGCCUUAAUGUUUCUAUGAUUAACUUGUCAGUUUUGCAUUAAUGUUCAAUCUUUUUCCCUUUAAUUACUAUGUUGGAGAUGAUGGUUAUAAUGGGUUUGUUUUUCCAAAAUCUGAUAUUUUAGGUAUUGGUAUUCCGGAUGUGUAUAUUCUGAUGUAAUGGGAUACACGCAAGCUUGUCAAUGCAGAUCUUACUUUUGAAUUUUCCUUUAAUAAUUAAAUCAUUUUCCCUACCAGUAAUUGUGUACUAGAAUUGACAAUGUUUAGCAAAAUGUUUGUGUGCGUUUUCAUGCAUGUAUAUUUUUAUAAGUAAUUUUUCAAGUACACAUGUCCAAGACAUUCCCAGUCUUUUUGUUAGUGUUUUAAAUUUCUCCCAGCUUUGAUUCACACUCACCUGAUUCUUUAUUUAUCCACUUCAACUUCAUUAUCUUGGGAUUUUUGCUUGAGUUUAUGUAUUUGUUACAUUGUUAGAAAAUGUUUUCAUAAAGAUAUGCAAUAUUUAUUUAUUUAUUUCCAACUACUUAUACGUCAUAUUAUCGCAAAUCUUACAUGAAAGUAUUCGCUACGACCGAUGUAGCAUUGCGUUGAGUGAUGACACUUUCUAAUCGGUGUGUAUUUCAAUUGUGAUUUGAAAUAAAGAUUCUGAUUGGUGCAUUUAUAUAGACCCGCCCAUUUAACAAACGCAUGUUGAGAACAUGAUGCUAACACGUGGAAAGAUAUGUCGGAGAAAGAAAACAUCUCAUAAAGUUGUACUAGCAAGUUAAAAUUUACGUACAGAGUUAUUUGAUAACAAACGGGGAGAUGUUCACGUACAUGUGUAAAAUAUUAAUGAAGAGAAAAAGAAAAAGUUCCCUAAAAGCAGGGAUCGGCGCAUAUAGAUUAUCAGUCACAGAAUAAGAUUGUACUUCGCUUACGAAUAAUGUCAUUCAGUUCAUUGUGAAAAAAAUCGCCAGAAACUGUUUAGUGAACAAAUAAAUUUUACGUUAGCGUUCAUAAUGAACCAUAUACUGUUUAUAUGGAAAAUCGCAUGAGUUGAACUGUUUUUCCUCAUAAAAAACUUGUUGCAAAAUGUAGAUCCACGGGAAAAUUCGGGUUGACACGCCGUGAAAUCCAUAAGACGUUUUACAGCAUAUGUCUUCACUGUUUUAUUUACAAUAAAUAUGUACUGAAAUCUUUGAAACAUCGUCAACAGAUCCGCAAAAUGAAGACGUGUGGUUUGUUUAUAUACAUUGAAAACUGUAAAAUGGCGACUCGAUCUGCACGUGAAUUAUACAAUCCGAGGUCGAUUAGCGUGUCAGUGUCAACAUCAGAAGUAAAUAUUGUGUGAUGAAUAUCGAAGAACAUAUAAUAAAAUGAAUGUUUAUACAGACUAAGUGAGUUACAAAAUAAUGUUGAUCACAGAUCAGUCCAAAAUUGAACACGUUUACAUGCCGUAAAAUUCAAUUUUUUGGUAUGUUUGAAAACACAUGCACACUUGUAGUUCUAAGUGUGUCAUAUUAAUCAGUCAAAGUUCAACAAAAUGCAAUAGAGGCUAUGUAAUAUUUAUUGUCAGUAUCUGUUGUGAAUUCUUUUGAAUAAGCUACAACAAAAUAAAUAUAGCCUCAUCUUAAAUUGAUGCGUUUAACAGCUAAAAGGAUUUGAAUUUUUCGAUGAAGUAUGUAUUAUAUUUAAAAAUGAACAGAUAAAUUGGGGAUUGAACCUGUUUUAACAGCGUGUUUUUGACAAUUGUUUACACCAAAAAAGAAGAUGCGAUUAUUGUGAGAACUUUAAGUCAAUUAUUGCAGAAACGACACAAAUACCACGUCAGCAGGUAUGGGUGGGCGGGUACUAAAACGGCCAAUGAAAAUGCUUGUUUAUAUAACUGCAACUCGCAAUCCCGAUAGUGUCGUCACUCAACGCAUCAGUUUAUCACUCGAAGUGAAUACACCCGUGUAAGAUUUGCGAUAAUAUGUUUCCAAUUGUAUAGAAUGAUUUACUUUAUUUGUGAUACAAGUUUGAUUGGCUCAAGCAAUUUACACUUGAUUAUGUGUAGUAACAGAGGCUGUAAUGGACUAUAACUGGAUAACAGCCUGGAUAUAGCCCUGUGGUAGAGUUCCUGACUAAGAGUCCCGGGUUUGAAUCCCAGUCAAGCCAUAUCUUCACUGUACAAUGUAUAUAUAUUGUACUCUUGCAUUCCUCCUUUCCUACUACAGUUCAAGUUUGAAUCAUAUAAAGACUUGGAAUCCCUAUGCCACAAUGUAAUAUGUUUCAUAUAACUAAAAUACUCCGAUUUUUAUUUGUCUGACGAUACCAACAGUUUUUCUAGUAAUUUUUUUCUGUUCUUCAAUAACUGCUACAAACACUUUAAAUACCAGGUACAUUAUACCAUGUUCUCUUGAAAAAAAAAUGGGAAACAUUUACAUGUACUGUAGAAGCACAUAUUUUUGUUUGGUUAAAAUUUCAUUGUUCUAAAAACUAAAUAAAAUUUCAUUGGCAUUUAAUUUUGUGAUAUUGUAAUUUUUAAAAUGUAUUACCUAUCAACUCUGUAUUCAUUAAUACUUUGGUUAAAAAUUUGUCAUGGAUUUGAUUUUAUUGAUUUAAAUUAUACUGCCAACAAAUAUUUCUGGCUCUACAGUAUAUAGUGCUUUGAAUUCUUACAUUUAGGCUGUACCAGUUCUUUUUCUUAUGCAUUUGAUGAUACUCUAUAUGUCAAAUGCAUUCCUAUUAAAUAGUUCUACCAAUCACUGUGUGUUAUUGAGACAAGAGGGUUCUACAUUGUUCAGUUACAGUUUGCAUUAAAUAGAACUGCAAAUUUAUACAUGUAAUUUAUUUUUUCAUCGCAAUAAAACUCUGGAACCACUCUU
Messenger RNA from Magallana angulata, 4800 nucleotides. RefSeq names its product tRNA wybutosine-synthesizing protein 5-like. The record is from RefSeq and is a predicted model, not a curated record. Lineage: Eukaryota; Metazoa; Mollusca; Bivalvia; Ostreida; Ostreidae. The transcript has 11 exons. Bases 43 to 1275 code for a protein of 410 amino acids. Gene Ontology annotation, molecular function: 2-oxoglutarate-dependent dioxygenase activity; calcium ion binding.